AUGUAUUUCAGCUCUGCAUCUCUGCGAACCUGGAACACGGCGCUGCAAGUGGCGCGAAGCUUGAGGGCUGCGAUGUGCAGCCUGCGCGCCAUCUCUGCGCCCAACGCGCCCUGCCCAAUGUGGCCCUGGGUGCUGCGCGCGGGCGCCUUCCCGGCGCUGAGGACUGGUCCCGCUCUGCUGUCGGUGUGUAAAUUCACAGACAAAAAUGAAUGCGUAACAACAGAAAACGGUGUUGGAACCAUGGCAAUCAGCAAUUUUGAACAGCAAGCUUUGGGAGAUGUUUACUGUAGUCUGCCUGAAGUUGAGACAAAAUUGAACAAACAAGAGGAAUUUGGUGCUUGGGAAAGUGUGAAAGCUGCCAGUGAACUCUAUUCUCCUCUAUCAGGAGAAGUAACUGGAAUUAAUGAAGCUCUAGCAGAAAAUCCACGACUUGUCAACAAAUCUUGUUAUGAAGAUGGUUGGCUGAUCAAGAUGACACUCAGUAACCCUUCAGAACUAGAUGAACUAAUGAGUGAAGAAGCAUAUGAGAAAUACAUAAAAUCUAUUGAGGGGUGA
This is a messenger RNA of Hippopotamus amphibius kiboko, 555 nucleotides long. Its product is annotated as glycine cleavage system H protein, mitochondrial-like. The transcript has a single exon. The record is from RefSeq and is a predicted model, not a curated record. Lineage: Eukaryota; Metazoa; Chordata; Mammalia; Artiodactyla; Hippopotamidae. Gene Ontology annotation, cellular component: glycine cleavage complex; cytoplasm; mitochondrion. The coding region runs from base 1 to 555 and encodes 184 amino acids. Gene Ontology annotation, biological process: glycine decarboxylation via glycine cleavage system; protein lipoylation.